CCAUUCAACCCCAUUGUUAUAACCAUUUCGCGAUUCAUCGCAUGUGUACCUUUCAAUAACCACAGCGAUGCUUAUCGAUGGUGAGAAGUGGGCCUGUGAAGCUUGCGUCCGGGGUCACCGGGUCAGCAGCUGUCACCACAGCGACCGCCCUUUGACCCACAUCAACAAAAAAGGCCGCCCAGUCUCUCAAUGUUCCCACUGCCGCGGCCUACGCAAGUCUCGGACUACCCACGUCAAGUGCGAGUGCAGCGACAAGAAAAAGAAAACUGACUUGUCCGACUCGCAUGGUGACAAGCGAGAUCUCAAGCAGGACUCCCUUCACCGCUGUGGCUGUAGCUAUGGCCAGCGCUGCAUCUGUGCGCUCAAAAAGGAACCGCAUCUGGAUACCGUGCCGGAGACAGGCUUGCCCCUGUCUCAGCCGCCGGUUCCUGCUGAACUCCCCCGGAAACCUCAUCUCACGUCAACAAAGUCCGAGUCGACGCUGACGAUCUUCCGUGACGGUCACCAUAAACCCGCCCACAAGCACAAUGACAUGGCCCACAAGUGCGGAUUGCCUUAUACAAUUCCACGAUCACAUACCAUCCACCACCCCUCCGACCUGCCUCGUCGGUCUGUGGACCACCUCCCGUUGACCCAGUCGGCAUUUGCCCAAGAACCUCUCAGCCUCUCGAUGGAACCCCUGCCUCAGUCACAACAAACGUCUCAACAUGGCUCGCCCAACAGCGUUCCCUCUGCCGGCACGGACGACAUUGCGACUACGACCUCUCUCGAACAAGCCUUCCUGGACAGCUUUGCUACCCCUACUUUCCCGUCGACCGCCCCAAUGGAUGCGUCCAUAGACGGUACCUCCAACAACCCGACCUCUGCCCCUACCACCAUGGACAAGUUCCCCUUGGAGCAAAUCAUCACCAGUGUUCCCCCGCCUCUCGACGUCUCGACUUUCUCCACCUUUGCGACUACGAUCCCUAUCAUGAUCCGUACUUUACCUCCCCCUGACUCGGAUGUGCCUACUGGUCCUACUGGUACGGGUGCGCCCUCGGUCGACUGGUCCAGUUUCCCGCUGUACUCGGAUGUCCCUGCUUCCACCAGUACGCAAACUCCAUCCUACGCCAGCUUCGACUACACGUAUCCCUCGGGCCUUCCUCCCCCUUCGUCAUCCGGUGACAUCUCCGAGGUCGACGAGUUUGGACCGCUGCCGGGCCUCGCACACGCGAGCAACGACAUGCACGAUCUGCACAGCGUGAGCGAAGCCUCGGACAUGGACCACCUCCGCGUCAGCUCUGCAUCCUCAUUAGUCGGUCUCCCUCAGACGCAGCUCCUGUCUUCCAAUGACCUGGGAUCGAUCAACAUCGAUGAUUUCCUCAAGACCGCCAAUGAGUCCACCGCUGCGCUCGAGCAUCAACUGCAGGCCAGCAUGGGGAUCGAUCCGAAGCCCACCCCCGCGCAGGAAGUCUACCCUCUCUCGCAGGCCCCGGACUCGGUGCCCAUCUGGCCGGCUGGUCUCUUCGACACGACAGGAUCCACCUCACCUCUGGAGGAGGACUACUUCCGCCAGUCGUGGGCGCAAUAG
This is a messenger RNA of Penicillium daleae, 1570 nucleotides long. RefSeq names its product copper fist DNA-binding domain-containing protein. The transcript has 4 exons. Bases 68 to 1570 code for a protein of 500 amino acids. Gene Ontology annotation, molecular function: RNA polymerase II cis-regulatory region sequence-specific DNA binding; DNA-binding transcription factor activity, RNA polymerase II-specific; copper ion binding. Gene Ontology annotation, biological process: positive regulation of transcription by RNA polymerase II; intracellular copper ion homeostasis; intracellular iron ion homeostasis. NCBI's taxonomy places the organism in Eukaryota, Fungi, Ascomycota, Eurotiomycetes, Eurotiales, Aspergillaceae. Gene Ontology annotation, cellular component: nucleus. The record is from RefSeq and is a predicted model, not a curated record.